This is a messenger RNA of Arachis duranensis, 940 nucleotides long. RefSeq names its product probable calcium-binding protein CML15. The transcript has a single exon. NCBI's taxonomy places the organism in Eukaryota, Viridiplantae, Streptophyta, Magnoliopsida, Fabales, Fabaceae. The record is from RefSeq and is a predicted model, not a curated record. Bases 153 to 650 code for a protein of 165 amino acids. Gene Ontology annotation, molecular function: calcium ion binding; enzyme regulator activity.
GCGCUUUCUGUUUUCCUUCAAAAACAAAAACCAAAUCAUCAUUUCCACCUUUAAUUCCUCCCUCCAUUCUCAAGUCAACAUUAUAUGCAGCUACACAUAUUUUGUUGUAACGUUCUAGAUACAUAUUUUUAAUUAUAUCGAUUUUACCUGUCAUGUCGGAGAUUCAAAUCCGGCAACUUAAUCAGUUGAGGGAGAUAUUCGCUCGCUUCGACAUGGAUUCAGACGGAAGUCUGACCAUGUUGGAGCUAGCGGCACUCCUAAGGUCACUCGGGAUGAAACCCUCGGGUGACCAACUUCAAGCACUGCUUAAAAGGAUGGACUCCAAUGGCAAUGGCUCUGUCGAGUUUGAUGAACUGGUCAGAGCCAUAAUGCCGGACAUGGAUGCUCAGAUUCUGCUUAAUCAAGAACAGUUACUUGCCAUGUUUAAGUGCUUUGAUCGCGACGGCAACGGCUAUAUCUCGGCUGCCGAGUUGGCCGGUGCAAUGGCGAAGAUGGGCCAGCCGUUAACGUACCGCGAGCUGACUGAGAUGAUCAAGGAGGCUGACACGGAUGGUGAUGGUGUUAUCAGCUUCAAUGAAUUUGCAGCUAUCAUGUCUCGCUCUGCAUCUGAUUUCUUAGGACUCAAGAAGAAAACAAGUUCAUUGGACUAACUUCUUGUAGAUUCUUGUGUUUUUCUUUUCUUCUUUUUCAUUGUUUUGUUUGAUCUGUAGCUUGUACUAUAAUAAUUCUGUAGUUUUUCUAUUAGUAUCUGGUGAAUACUCAGACACGAAGAUAUCCGAAGAUAAUAUCUAAGAUGUUGAUAGUUUGAUAUAUAUUAUGUUAUAUAUUUUAGUUAAAUAUGUCAAACUAUGUAACGGUGCUAUUAUCUUCAUAUGAAAUAUGGAAUCAAAUAAGGGCAUUUGAUUUGUUGAAAUAGUAGAUUGGUGAUUUUGAAUUUGAA